UACAAUCAUUCAAAAUAAAUCUUCGGCUCAAGCAGCGAAAUUAUUAAAAUUAAAUUAAAUUUCGCUAAAAUUUAAAUAAAAUUUUGUGUCCAAAACAUCAAUGUGACGUUAGUGACAACAACAGCAUCAAAAUUAAAUCAAAAAAAAGCCGCAAAAGUGAUGAAAAGUGAAAAAAUAAGAAAAAAGUCGCGAAAAAGUUAGAAAAAUUCCACAAAAGUUGAGAAAAAAGUGAAAAAAUCCAAAAAUCAACCAAAGUGAAAGAAAUUUGACAAAAAUUCUCAAACAUUUCAGUGAGAAAUCGCAUCAAAAAAGAUUAAAAGCAAAAAUACAAAAAAAUAGAUUGGCCGCGGCUGCGUUCAUAAAAUACUUUAGUGUUAGUGACAUACGGCCAUAGUGGCUGCAACUCGUUCAUAUACACAACAAAUAAAAUAAUAAAACAUGUUAAAGUGGAAGAAAGUAACAAACACAACCGGGCCACAACCGCGACCUCGUCAUGGCCAUAGGGCUGUUGCGAUACGAGAGCUAAUGGUUGUUUUUGGUGGUGGCAAUGAAGGCAUUGUUGAUGAGCUUCACGUCUACAAUACUUUCACAAACCAGUGGUAUGUUCCAGCAACAAAAGGAGACGUACCUCCAGGAUGUGCUGCAUAUGGCUUUGUAGUUGAUGGAACUAAAAUUUUAAUUUUUGGCGGAAUGGUUGAAUAUGGCAAAUAUUCAAAUGAUUUAUUUGAGCUUCAGGCAACAAAAUGGGAAUGGAAGAAGAUCCAUCCAACACCACCAUUCUCUGGUGAAGCUCCAUGUCCACGUCUAGGUCAUAGCUUCACCCUUGUCGGUGACAGAGUCUUCCUCUUUGCUGGUCUCGCAAACGAAUCCGAUGACCCAAAACACAACAUUCCCAAAUACCUCAACGACCUUUACAUUUUAAACACAAAGAAUGGAAGUUACAGCUGGGAGAUUCCAAUUACUUAUGGUGAAUGUCCACCACCACGUGAAUCACACACAGCUGUUGCAUGGCAUGACAAAACUACUAGCAGACAUUACUUGGUUAUUUAUGGUGGCAUGAGUGGAUGUCGAUUGGGUGAUUUGUGGAUUUUGGAUAUUGAGACGUUGUCUUGGAGUCGUCCAAAGUGCAGUGGAGCUCCACCGUUGCCAAGAUCCCUUCAUUCAGCAACACUCAUCGGCGAUAAGAUGUAUUGCUUUGGUGGUUGGGUUCCACUAAUUGUCGACAACUUUACAUGCGAGAAGGAAUGGCAAUGCACAAAUACACUCGCCGUCCUCGACUUGAAGUCAAUGUCAUGGGAAAAUGUUGAUAUUAAUAUAGAACCAGCACCAGGAGUUGAAAUUGAGGACAUACCACGUGCUAGAGCUGGACAUUGUGCAGUUGGAAUUCAUGGACGACUUUAUGUAUGGAGUGGACGUGACGGAUAUCGAAAGGCUUGGAAUAAUCAGGUCUGUUGCAAGGAUUUAUGGUACCUGGAAGUUGGACCACCGCCACAAGCUCAACGAGUUCAACUCAUUCGUGCUAGCACAUCAGCUCUCGAACUCUCAUGGACAUCAAUUCCAAAUGCUCAAUAUUACAUCCUGGAAGUACAAAAGCUUCCACCCGUCGUGGUUAAUGAGAAGCCAGCGAUUCCAUUAAAGGAAGAAAUUGAGACAAAACCACCAACACCAAUUGCUGUCGCACCAUCACAACCGAAAAUCAUUUAUCAACCAGCACAGUCAGGCGAUAAGAAGCCAAUGAUUAUUUUACAGCCGAAGAAAUCCAUUCAACUUCCAACAGUUCGUGCUCCAUCAGUCUUCAAAGUCAUGCCUUCAGGAAGUGCCCAAACAGCAAAUGUCUCAUCAGCUCCAAUUAAGGUCGUUCAAAAGCAGUCAAUCGUUUCAACAGCUCCAACAGGCACAAAUAUCAUGCGACCAGCCUUUGCUGGAAAUGUCAUUAAAUUAAUGCCAGGAGCAAUAUUAAGUGGCAAUAAGAUCAUCAUGAAGCCAGCAACAAGCGGAACAAUGCAGCUAUCAAAACCAGUAACAUCACAGCAGAUCAUUGUCCAGCGACCAGGAGGAGGACUUAACUUUACAACAACAAAUGCUUCCACAGGAUUUAAAUUGAAUACAGUUCAAGCACCAAGAAUUGUUAUGCCUUCAAAUUCAGGACCGAGACCGAUCACAAUUGGAGGUAGAACAGUAACUCUACAGCUUGCACCUGGACAGAAGAAAGUGACACUUGUUAAUGCAGCACAAGGACAACAGCCUAAAAUUAUCAUGAUGCCAGCAACAUCCACAAAUCAAGCAAUUCAACAACAGCAGCAACAACAACAACAACAACAGCAGCAGCAAAAUAUGGAACAGCUUGAUGGAUGCUUCAAUAUCGAUCAAUUAGAUGGCGCUGUUGACAAUGAGGACGAUAUUGAGAGUCAGAUUAGUACUGUAAAGAUUGAGAAGCAUGGCGAUGGUGAGGAUGUUAAAGUAACGACAAGUGGAGCUGGAGAUAAGCUUGAGGAAAAUGAGGCAGCAGCGAUAUUGAGUACAAUUAGUGAAGUUAGUCAUCUAUCGUCACAUACUAUUAAUACACAUAUUGGAAUGCAUGAUGAGAAAGCCCUUCGGAACUCCCUCAACGAGAACCUCCUAGCGUCGCCAAUCAUCUCCCACUCAUCAGAUUUUAAUGGUACCACAGACAGUUAUGGACGUCAAUCACUUGAUGCACUCGCGGCAGCAGCACUUCAGGCAUCAAACAGCAAAGCAGUUGCCAACCUAUCACAACUUAAUGAGACAAAACCGAAAGAACUUUUAGGCGAUGACGGAGAGAAGUGGAUGGUUGUUGGAAUUUUCAAAACAUUGACGCAAAAUGUGACAAAUUAUGUUGAUUACCAGUGGCAGAAUGCAGCGGAGAAGUUGACAAGUGAAAGUAUACCAGAUUUGAGUUUACUAGAGAAGGUUCAGUUGGAACAGGGACGUGCUUAUAGAUUCAGGAUCGCUGGUGUUAAUGCUUGCGGUGUUGGAAAGUUUAGUGAGGUCACAACAUUCAAAACCUGCCUGCCAGGCUUCCCAGGUGCUCCAUCAGGCAUCAAAAUCACAAAAUCACAAGAAGGCGCUCACCUCAGUUGGGAGCCUCCAUCUCAAUCACAAGGAGAAAUCACAGAAUAUUCAGUAUAUCUUGCUGUUAAGGAUCCAAAUCCAUCGAAAGCUACGCAGCUUGCAUUUACUCGUGUCUAUGUUGGUAAAGAGAAUCAGUGCGAUGUUGGAAAUGACAUGAUUAAGACAGCACAUCUUGAUACGACAAGUAAACCUGCCAUUAUCUUCAGAAUUGCUUGUAGAAAUGAGAAGGGGUAUGGACCAGCUACGCAAGUUAAAUGGUUGCAAGAUCCAUCAGCCAAGGCAGCACCAGCAACAGGACCCGGAAUUAAAAGAACAACAAUGGUGACAGCUCAACAGCAACAAAAGCGCUUCCGAACACAGUAAAAAGUUGAUAAUAAUCAGUUUAACUUUAAAUAACAAAAGGUUUUAUGUUUGUAAAAAAUUAAUUUAGUGCGUAAGUUGAAUGAAAUUAAGAUUAUUAGACGUAAUUUUAAGAUUAAACGAGCUUCUUAUAUUAAAAUGGAAGCAAAAUUGAGUAAAAUUCAUGAAACAAGAAAAGAAGAAAUUGAAAAUUUUAAGACACUGUAAAAAAUAAUUAUCAUAAGAUCUAUAAAAAUCCUCAAAAUAAUGAAACUAGUAAAAAAUUAAUUAUUUUUAUAAGAAAAAUCCCGAAAAGAAAAAUUCAC
Chironomus riparius is the source of this 3755-nucleotide messenger RNA. Lineage: Eukaryota; Metazoa; Arthropoda; Insecta; Diptera; Chironomidae. The record is from the annotation of a GenBank genome assembly.